Messenger RNA from Blastomyces gilchristii SLH14081, 4496 nucleotides. RefSeq names its product ATPase. Gene Ontology annotation, cellular component: membrane. Gene Ontology annotation, molecular function: ABC-type transporter activity; ATP hydrolysis activity; ATP binding. The transcript has 3 exons. Bases 230 to 4219 code for a protein of 1329 amino acids. The record is from RefSeq and is a predicted model, not a curated record. Gene Ontology annotation, biological process: transmembrane transport. NCBI's taxonomy places the organism in Eukaryota, Fungi, Ascomycota, Eurotiomycetes, Onygenales, Ajellomycetaceae.
GUUGGCGCAAUUGACCCACAAAAAGUGAAAAUAAAGAAAUGAGAGGAAGUCUUCAGAGCAGUCAAGUUCACUCAUCUUGGUAUGACAUCAAGCUCUACCAAGAAGUAAGUUCUGUUCUCGCCAUGAAUCAUUUCUUUGCUAGUGUUAUGCUUGCGGAAAAAAUAUCCAUCACCUUGUAAAUCACGGUAGCUAGGCAAAGGACUUAGUUCUCUUGCCCCUAAACGCAGACAUGGCUGAAGCAUCAGAAAAAGUAGCUGCUGGCGAUUCUGAGACUGCGAAAGGUCGAAAGUUUAUUAGAAGGGCGACUAGAUAUGUCCGCCUUCUGGUUUAUGCGGAGCCGACGAAAGUUGACCUCACUCUCCUUAUAGUCGGCCUGCUAGCCGCGAUUGCAUCAGGCGUGCCAUUCCCUCUUAUGGGCAUUCUAUUCGGCCAAUUGGUUGACAAUCUGAAUUCUGCGUCCUGUAGCGUGGAUUCUCAAUUCGGCGCGGCGAUUCAAGCAGAAGUCAAUGAAAAGGUCCUCAAAGUCGUCUAUAUUGGAAUAGCCUACUUUGCCUUGGUGUAUAUCUAUGUCGCUUCGUGGAACUUGUUCGGUGAACGUCUGGCCCAACGGCUUCGCGAGCGGUAUUUCAAAAGCUUAUUACGACAGGAUGUCUCAUUCUUCGACGAUAUGCCAGCGGGAGAAGCCGCCUCCCGGCUCACUGGUGACAUAACGACGAUUCAACAAGGGACCUCUGAGAAGGUCGGCGUUGUCCUCAAUAGCGUGUCAUUUUUCAUCACAGCUUAUAUCAUCGCUUUCAUCAAAGAUCCCAAGCUAGGUGGAGAAUUAGUGUCUUUGACACCAGCCUAUCUGCUCAUGUCACUCGUUGGCGGCUACUAUACUCAGAAGUAUGCAGCAGCCAUGUUGAAGAACGUUGCUGCGGCAUCCUCUGUUGCGAUGGAAUCACUGUCGAACGCAACAGUUGUGCAUGCUUUCUCCGCAAACGCAAAGCUGGAAUCAAAAUUCGCUGGUCUGCUGGGAGAUGCAAAGGCAGCUGGAAUUAGGAAGGCACUUUCUGUUGCCACUCAGUCAGGAUUGCUGUAUUUUAUCGCGUUCUCCGCAAAUGCCCUGGCGUUCUGGCAAGGCUCUAGAACGAUCGCGGAUGCGGUUGCCUCUGGUACUCCCGGAUCAACAGUCGGGACUACAUACACAGUGAUUUUCUUAUUGGUUGAUGCUACUUUGAUCCUUAGCCAGGUCGCUCCUUUUGUUCAAGUCUUUGAUGCUGCAGGAGUUACCUUCGAAAAAUUAGAAGCCGAUAUCAACCGACAACCGAAAAUAGAUGGCACAGCCGAAGGCGUCGGGAGGUCUCUCCCUAGCGCUUCGGGUAAUAUUGAGCUGAAAAAUGUUUCCUUUGCCUUUCCAUCCCGGCCAGACAAACCUGUACUACAGGAUGUCUCGAUAUCUUGUGCAGCUGGACAGCACACUGCAAUCGUUGGUCUAUCCGGGAGCGGGAAAUCCACUGUUGCAGGCCUAAUAACACGCCUAUAUGAUCCAGCAAGCGGAGAAGUAUCUUUUGACGGACACAACAUCCAAGAUCUGAACGUUCGAUUCUUACGAAGCAACCUCAGCCUUGUCCAACAAGAGCCAUCGUUACUCGACAGGUCCAUCCUUGAGAAUAUUGCUUUAGGGCUAAUAAAUUCCCCAACCCACUCUCACUUGACAUCGGCCUUGCUUGGAAACAAGCUUUCCGAUCUUGCAGCCGCCGUUAGGAAUGGACAGGAUCUGGCAAAAGAAGCAGAGAUUCGUGGGCCAGAUAUUGUCGAAAUCAUAGAACUGGUGGAAAAGGCGGCAUAUCUCGCUGACGCGAGUGUUUUUAUCCGCCGUCUAAAGGAUGGCUAUGGCACUCUAGUCGGCUCGAGUGGUAGUUUGAUAUCUGGAGGCCAGAAGCAAAGAAUUUCCAUUGCUCGAGCUUUGGUUAAAGAACCGAAACUUCUGAUUCUCGAUGAAGCGACCGCCGCUCUAGAUUCUACCAGUCAACAACGCGUCCAGUCUGCAAUUGAGAGAGUAAUGAGCGGGAGGACGUUAAUAUCAAUUGCUCAUCGUCUCUCCACAAUCAAGAACGCCGAUAAUAUUAUCGUUAUGAACCAAGGAAAAGUUGUUGAGCAGGGAACUCAUUCAGAACUGAUAGCAAGAGAUGGCGCAUACGCUGGUCUAGUGCGUCUACAGAAUCUCAAUGUUCGUCCGGAAGAAGAGGAGGAUAUCUCGAGUGACUCGUCGGUAGCAAAAGAUUCAUUGGACAACAUGACCGAGAAAGCUGGCGAUAGUCCACAUAUCGGCGAAGCUAGUCUUGACGAAAAACGCUCUUUGGAGACAUCCACGCAGAUGGAUGAAGGUAGUUGCGGCGAUAUUAAUGCGAAGCGAUCGAUAUGGUCAACCCUGAAGGCCUUGGGUCCAAUGUUCCGGCCGCAAAUCCUCUUCCUUCUCGUAGCAUUGACUUGUGCUUUCGUAGUUGGAGGCACAUAUUCCGCCUCUGCAAUUAUCUUCGGCAACACGAUUGGCGCGCUGAGUCCAUGCGAAACUGCAGAUUCCAUCAGGUCUGCUGGCAGAUUUUACGGAUUGAUGUUUUUCAUCCUCGCUAUCAUCGAAUUUUUCGCUAAUCUGGGAAGCUGGUCAGCAUUCGGCUGGGUGGCCGAAAAGAUUACCUACAAAGUUCGAGUUCUCUCGUUCAGGGCUCUCAUGGAGCAGGACUUGCAAUGGCAUCAGUCAGAUGGAAGAAGUCCUACUCUCUUACUUUCGGUCAUCACCCAGGAUGGUAAUGCUCUGUCCGGCCUCACUGGGUCCGUAGUAGGUACCAUUAUUGCUAUACUGGUGAAUGUGGUCGCAGCAAUUGCAUUAUCCCACGCGAUUGCAUGGAAGAUUGCGUUGGUUUGUCUGGCCGUUGUGCCUCUGAUGCUGGGUGCGGGUGUUAUGCGAGUGAUGACGAUGGCACGCUUCCAAGAACGCCAUUCAAAGGCCUUUGAGAAGUCUCUCGGGAUCACAGUUGAAGCCGUCAACUCGAUCAAGACUAUUUCUUCUCUUUCCCUAGAACAUGAGAUUUUGAGAACCUAUCGACGCUCACUGAAAGGGCCGACCAAGGAAAUUGCACAACAGAGCGCCUAUGCCAACCUUUGGCUGGCGAUCGCGUACGGCCUGAGCAAUUUCCUAUAUGCACUUGCCUACUGGUGGGGCGCAAGGAGAAUUAUUGCCGGGGAAUACUCGCAGAAACAGUUCUUUAUUGUGCUCAUGGCUCUCCUGGUCAGCGCACAGCUUUGGGGCCAGAUGUUCACGCUUGCUCCCGACGUGACACGCGCGUUCACCGCGCUUGCUCGGAUUAUGAACCUCCUUGACCUUGGAUCGACCAAGAAACUCUCUGGGCCGAUUCAACCGCUGGAGCGGGGCCUCAAUGACCUCGAAGCGAGCCCUGAUUCAAAAGAGAAUCGCCCCGAUUCAGCCCAUGGAGGGAUCAGUGUUUCUCUCAACAACGUGAAGUUCUCCUACCCAGCACGUCAAGAGGUUCCGGUUCUUCAUGGGCUCAAUAUCCGUAUCAAACCAGGCCAGUUUGCCGCGCUAGUUGGCCCAAGCGGCGCCGGCAAAUCGACGAUCAUAUCACUCAUCGAGAGGUUAUAUACACCAAACUCGGGCAGUGUUCACAUUGAUGGCCAGGAUAUCUCAAGCCGCGAGGGUGUAUCUUUCCGCGAUAACAUCGCCCUUGUCCCACAGGAUAGUGUCCUUUUCGAAGGCACCAUCCGGUUCAAUAUUGCGCUUGGAGCCCGUCCUGGUCACGAGCCAACAGACGCAGAAAUCGAAGAAGCCUGCCGGUUGGCAAAUAUCCACGACACCAUUGUUAGUCUGCCGGAAGGGUAUGACACGAACUGCGGACCCGGUGGAAACCAGCUUUCAGGUGGACAGAAACAGCGGCUCGCAAUUGCCCGCGCUCUUGUCCGGAAGCCUCAGCUCCUUCUACUCGACGAAUCGACGAGUGCCCUUGAUGCGGAAUCUGAACAGCUUCUCCAAGCCGGCUUAGAGAAAGCCACCAAAGGCAUGACUGUGAUUGCCAUCGCGCAUAGGCUUUAUACGAUUCGGAAAGCAGAUGUCAUCUUCCUUAUCGAGGAUGGAAGAUGCACUGAUCAAGGCACACAUACGGAGUUAGCAGAGCGCAGCGAAAGCUAUAAAAUAAAUGCAUUGCAUCAAGCCUUUGAGUAAUAUUGGGCGAAAGUUUUAACCUGUUGAUUUAUUACUGAGCUUUUUCGCGUUUUGCAUCGAACAUAGAGUUUGUUCUACGGCGAUUUCGUUACAAUUUCAGAUACAACUUUUAUAAUAAUAAUGCUACUAGAUACUCCUUUAUACACUACUUUAUUAUUAAAUUCUAUGCCUAUAUUGGCAAAAAUAAAUCUCCAAACGUAACUACAUAUCUACUUCUAGAACAGGAAACAUUUCUUGAAGCACCAAGAUACGAAAAGAGAAAAUUAUUUACCAUAAA